GUGCUUUAUUGUUCCUUUAUUUUUAAUUCAAUAUGAACAACAGUGAUAGUAAUAAAAAAUUGACAACACAUGUCGAUAUGGUGUUUACUUCUCAUAUCGAACCAGCCAAUCCAUUUGCAUUUUCGCUUGAACAAAUGUCAAGUAUUGUAGUUCAGAAACAUAUUGAAUUUAUCAAGAGAAUGGGCGGUAUUGAAACAAUUGCAAGAGGGCUACAUUCAAAUCUUGACACUGGCCUGGAUUGGAAUGAAGCGCAUUUACCAUACAUUCGCAUAUAUGACAUUCAACACAAGCAAGAAGAAUACCAUGAACCUCAGUUACCUUUGUCCAUGUACGAUUCAGACACAUUUGAGCAGCGGAGACAAGUGUUUGGGUCCAAUGUGCUACCUCCUAUCGAAAGAAUAACUUUGCUUCAGAUUAUGUGGGAAGCAUUUCAAGACAAAACAUUGAUUAUGCUUACAACAGCAGCUUUGAUUAGCCUGACACUUGGAAUUUACGAAGAUUUGUAUACAACAGAAUAUGAUGCAUUAGGAAAUAUAAUUCCCGGUGUAAAAUGGGUAGAAGGAGUUGCUAUUAUUGUUGCUGUUGUCUUGGUGGUGAUUGUCACUAGUGUCAAUGACUAUCAAAAGGAGCAAAAGUUUCAGAAUUUGAAUGCUAAGAAAGAUGACAGAGAAGUUUGUGCAAUUCGGUCUGGUAAACCAGUCAUGAUAUCUGUGCAUGAUGUCCAGGUAGGUGAUAUCCUCAAAUUAGAGCCUGGAGAUAUCAUCUGUGCAGACGGAAUAUUCAUAAAAGGACACAACCUAAAAUGCGAUGAAUCAGCAGCAACUGGUGAAUCUGAUGCCGUAUCUAAACUUGCAUGGGACUUGUGCUGUACAGAACGCAAACCUUCUACAGAUUCGAUUGUGUGUAUAUCUAAAAGUGACCUUAUUCAUCAAGAAGGCUUUGAUUCUGACUUGGAAGAGAAAAAGUCUGAUCCUUUCCUGAUUUCUGGAUCCAAAGUGACUGAGGGUAUUUGUACUUUUAUCGUUACUGCAGUUGGUCCUCAUUCUUUUCAUGGCCAGACAUUGAUGGCACUUCGAACAAAAGAUGGGAAUACUCCAUUGCAAGAUAAACUGGAUAUUUUAGCAACAAGCAUUGCUAAAUGUGGUUUAUGGGCAGCUGGUCUGUUACUUGUCAUGUUAAGUAUUCGAAGCAUAGUAGAAUACGCCAAAGGAUCUCUAUCAACCAUACCUUCGGAUAUUGUGUCUCAUGUGAUGCAGAUCUUGAUCACAACCGUUACUGUUGUUGUUAUUGCAGUGCCUGAGGGUUUGCCGCUGGCUGUGACUUUAGCUUUGGCUUAUGCAACUCAACGCAUGCUUCACGACAAUAAUCUUGUUCGUGUAUUAGCUGCUUGUGAGACAAUGGGAAAUGCAACUACGAUUUGUUCAGAUAAGACAGGCACACUUACUCAGAACAAAAUGGUGGUUGUAGCAGGUACUUUUGGCUCUUCUUUUCGAUUUCUUAAAGACCCUCCAGCAUCUCGUACGGAUCUGAUUGAUAUCAGAGACUUGAAGCACAAAUUACCCAUUGCUUUACGUAACUUCAUCAACCAAGCCAUGGCCGUGAACUCAACUGCUUUCCAAAAUACAAAAAGCAUUGUAGGUAACAAAACCGAGACCGCCAUGUUAAAUUUCGCUCAAGACUAUAUGGAAUCUGCACCUUUUGAGUCUUUAAGGAAUCGCUGGCCUGUACAAGUAGUUUAUCCAUUCAGCUCUUCUAGAAAAACAAUGGCUACUGUGAUCUGUAUACCUCUUGAAUCAGGAUUGUUUAUUUACCGAGUGCAUAUCAAAGGGGCUUCUGAGAUGUUGUUGAGUUACUGUAGCCAUAUUGUCUCUCUCCAUGAUCCUUACUAUCAACAGCAUAAUCCAAACGAUACGACUAAUUAUUCCAUUGCCACACGCCUAAUGACUGAAGCCAAUCGUGAACGUAUGGUUAAAGUCAUCCAAAGUUAUGCUACACGAUGCUUAAGAACACUUGCUGUUUGCUAUCAAGACUUUGAUCACUGGCCAGAUCAAAUAAGACUAGAAGAUAUAUUGGCAGCUGGUCAACUGACAUUACUAGGAAUAGUAGGCAUUGAAGAUCCACUCAGGCCUGGUGUAACUAACGCAGUAGCCGCAUGUCAGCGCGCUGGUGUGUGUGUGAGAAUGGUCACAGGGGAUAACAUGUUGACAGCCAAAAGCAUUGCACGUCAAUGUGGUAUUUACUCUUAUGGCACGCUUGCUAUGGAUGGUCCAACCUUUAGGAGCUUAAGCAGAGAACAACGAUUGCAAGUAUUGCCUCAGUUACGCGUUUUAGCUAGAUCAAGUCCAGAAGAUAAACGACUGUUGGUGCAAACUUUACGUGAUACGGGAGAAAUUGUCGCAGUAACCGGAGAUGGCACCAAUGACGGGCCAGCAUUAAAAGCUGCGGAUGUCGGGUUUAGUAUGGGUAUCUCAGGCACAGAAGUAGCCAAAGAGGCUUCUAGUAUUAUUCUGAUGGACGACAAUUUUUCAAGCAUUGUCAAGGCCAUUUCUUGGGGCAGAUGUGUCAAUGACUCUGUAAAAAAGUUCCUACAGUUUCAAUUUACGAUCAAUGUAACAGCAGUCAUGCUAAUGAUGAUUACAUCAGUUGUUAGUGAUAAACAAGCUUCCAUUCUGUCAACAGUUCAGCUACUUUGGAUCAAUCUGAUAAUGGACACUUUUGCAGCCCUUGCACUUGCUACGGAUGCACCUUCACCCGAUUUGUUAAACAGAUUACCUGAACCCAGAACUGCACCCUUAAUUACCAGCUGCAUGUGGAAACAAAUCCUUGGUCAAAGUUUGUACCAGCUUGUAGUCAUUCUAGUAAUGCUGUACACGGAUAUAGUCAAUCUGUCCAAUGACAAGGCUACUUUACAAACAUUGAUCUUCACAACCUACGUGUUCUGCCAGGUCUUUAAUGAAAUCAAGUAUGUACAAAAAAGGAUAAAGUGGUGGCUUUUGAUUGGUUCAUUGUUUUAAUUGUUUUUGGUUUCAUGCAAUAGUUGCAGGAGAAUAGACAAUCAAAUGAACGUAUUUAAAGGGAUUAGAGAAAACAAGCUUUUUGCACUUGUGUUUUUCAUCAGUUGUUUAGGACAAGUGUUAAUAGUACAGUAUGGUGGUACUGCAUUCCAAACUGUACCACUUGAUCAAUAUCUGUGGUGCUUGAGCCUUCUGAUUGGGCUGAUCUCAAUACCUAUUGGCGCCACUUUAAAACUCAUACCAGAUAACCUAUUACAAUUGAAUUCGAAAAUGGAAACAAGAGCCGUACACACAAUGAAUCAAAAUGUAGAUUGUUGAUACUAAAAAAGUAACAUUUGAAAUCUUAUGUAAGGAGUAAGACCACUUUGACAAUAAAUUUAACCACAAAUAUAAAUAAACAAAUUGAUGACAUCACAACUG
Gilbertella persicaria is the source of this 3434-nucleotide messenger RNA. RefSeq names its product PMCA-type calcium-translocating P-type ATPase. The coding region runs from base 33 to 3014 and encodes 993 amino acids. Lineage: Eukaryota; Fungi; Mucoromycota; Mucoromycetes; Mucorales; Choanephoraceae. The transcript is spliced from 4 exons. Gene Ontology annotation, cellular component: intracellular membrane-bounded organelle; membrane. Gene Ontology annotation, biological process: intracellular calcium ion homeostasis. The record is from RefSeq and is a predicted model, not a curated record. Gene Ontology annotation, molecular function: ATP binding; P-type calcium transporter activity; ATP hydrolysis activity.